AGCAAUUAUGCAUUUGUGAAUGUUAAAAAGUUAAAUGUUGAUUACAUUUUCACAAUAAUUCAAAUAAUAAAUUAAGAUAGUGCAUAGCUUAAUAUUUUUUAUUAUGUUGUUUAUAAUUAAUAAUUAUUAAAUAACAAUUUCUAUGAUAGUUGAAAAUAGCAAUAUAGCAUAGGUCUAGUGAAAGAUGUCACAGAAGACAGAAUCACAGAUAUGAAACAAUUACGAAAUUAACUAUAAAACAAAAAAUUGGUUUAAUGGCUGUAGUUCUAUGCACUAAGCCGAUUAUCAAAAAUUCCUAUCUAAGUAUGCAUAAUGCAAAAACAUGAAAAAAUAGUUUGUGAUGUGAAUAAGGAUUAAUGAAUAUCAGUCACUACCUAAUACCUAUUACCUAUCUAUAAUCUAUUGUAAUAUGUGAGAUACUCAUACUGGCAUUGGCAUACCACUUUAUUGGGAUGACUCUCUAGACUUGAUACAUAUACCUUAGUAGUAAGUAUAAGGUCUAUGUUUGUCCCAUGUAGAAACUUGCUUACUUUAACAGUUGUUUAACACAGAGCAUACCUAGCAUACAUAAUAAAUACAUGAAUAGGAUAUUAAACUAAAUAUUUAGGUAUCUAAUUGGCGAAAGGAUAAUAGAUUAUAGUUAGUAUAUAUAUCAAUAUAUGUGACCUAUAUAGACUAUAGAGUGACAAAAUUAUUUUAUUAAAAAACAAAUAUUUUUAUGGUUAAUAUAAUAUUAUAAUGUAUGUUAAUUAAAUUGUUAUUAAUGUACUAUGUUAUAUCAAUUGUACUUUAAAUUUGAUUUAACUAAUUUUAACAAUUCAUUUAUCAUAUUAAGUAAUUUACUGAUGAUCUAAUAUUAUGUAGUAUGUACCUACCAAAUGUCCAACUAUUCAAGUAUGAAAUAAUAAAUUACUGACUAAUAAAAUUGUACGAAUGCUUUAAGAUUAUAAUACAUGAUAAUAUGAUAUAUGAACUAAGAAUACAACCAAUUUUAGUCUAUCAUAUCUGUUGCACAAACCAUGACAUAGAAAAUAUCUUAUAUUAUGGUAUAAUAAACGACAAUUAUUAUUAUAUGGCAAUGAUAAGAUAUAAGAAUGACCACUUGGCAGCACCAGAAAGUUGAAAGGAAAUAUUGUUAUCCUGAAAAAAUUUUCGGGACACUGGCACAAAAUUUAAAACCCAAAACAAUCUUCGAAUUUCUAUUAUCUAUGGCGAUAGUUGAGUAAUUUACUCUUUAUUCUCAAGCCAUAAACGGCCCGCUUAACUCUUCCUAAAACGCGUUCCAUAAAAAAAAAAAACAGCUGUAUAUGAUCAUGAUGGUAGUGAAAAAACACCACUUUAUGCUAAAAAUAACAAUGAAAAAGCUCUACUUAAAUUGAUUAUAGGAUUUUGUAUGGUAUUUUGCAUUGGAUUAUUAUUAAUUUUAUUAAUUCACAUUCAUUAUGGAUCAAAUCAGUUAGUGCCUCAUGGGAAUGUAGCAAGUGAUAAUGAUCAAUGCUCUCAAUAUGGAAUUGAUAUGCUCAAAAUGGGUGGUAAUGCAGUUGAUGCAGCAAUUACUGCUGCAUUAUGCAACUCUGUAGUACUCCUUCAUCUUUCAGGAUUAGGAGGAAGUGGUGUUAUGGUGAUAUACGAUCAUCGAACUGGUAUAGGAAAUACAAUUGAUUUUAGAGCUACACAUAGUUCACAUAAUAUUAUUGGAGUACCUGGUUUUUUAGCAGGAUUGUUUUAUGCUCAUGUAAAGUAUGGAAUUCUUCCUUGGAAGACACUAGUUGAGCCUUCUAUAAACCUAGCAAAGAUAGGCAUAACUAUUACAGAAAGUUUACUUGAAGCAAUUAAUCAGAAUACUACUACGUUAGUUGAAGAUGAAAACUUUAAGCAUUGGUUAUCUACAGUAUCAAAUAGUUCUAUUGGUGAAAUAGUUAAAGCACCAAAUGGUCUUAUAAAAACUCUUACCUCAAUAUCUUUACACGGACCUUUUGAGUUUUAUAAAGAAAUGUCUGAAGAAUUGGAGUUAAUUUUAAAGCCAGAUGAUGUAAUUAGCUACCAACCGCUUAUUUUACCAGUAUUAAAACAAAAAUUUAUGAACUAUUGCAUUAUAACUUCAAAUAAAGGUACUGGAGGACCAAUUUUAAUGAAAGUAUUAAAUAAAAUGAAUAAUACUAAUACACAUCUUGAAGAUUUAUCAUUAUUGAAUAGUUUUAAAGAUUUAGGAGAUGAUUGGGAUCAAAAUUACGGAUUACAAGUUUCAACUACUGAUGUUUUUGAUCUUUAUGUAACUAUUAUAAGUGGUCUUGGUUCUGUUUUUGGAUCCCAUGUUUUAACUAAAUCUGGUUAUAUAUUGAACAAUGCUUUGAAUUUAAAUCUUAAAGAUUAUAAGCUAAAUAAAACAGAACGAGUAACAUCAUUGCAUUUACCAAUUAUUGCUGUAGAAAUAGAAAAUUUAUGUGGAAGAAGAUUAAUCUCAGGUGCUGCUGAUGUACGUGAUGGUACUCAAUUACUUUUAUCUAUGUUAAAAACAGACCCACAAGAUAUAUUAAAUGUUAACACUAUUCCUCGUUUUCGUUUAAAAAAUAAUGAUGUUGGAAUUGAAUAUCCAAAUAAUAUAACUAAACAAUUUUCGAAAUUAUUGUCAAAUUUUGGAUUUAAUAUAUCUCAAGCAAGUUUGCCUUAUCCUACUUCUAAUAUAGUACAAAAAGAGGAAGAUAAAUCUGUUGCCUUCUCAGAUUCUCGUGGAUCUGGUAAAUCUUAUACUUUAUAGUGAAUGUUACAAUAUUAUAUGUAUAAUUUUUUUUAAACAACGAAUUGUAAUUGUGUUGUAUACUUUAUAUAUAAAAUAUAUUUUUUUAAUUGGACUUGUAAUAAAUACAUAAUAUACAAUAUUUUAAA
Messenger RNA from Rhopalosiphum padi (bird cherry-oat aphid), 2886 nucleotides. Its product is annotated as glutathione hydrolase 7-like. The transcript is spliced from 9 exons. Bases 1394 to 2758 code for a protein of 454 amino acids. The record is from RefSeq and is a predicted model, not a curated record. Gene Ontology annotation, molecular function: glutathione gamma-glutamate hydrolase. Gene Ontology annotation, cellular component: plasma membrane. Gene Ontology annotation, biological process: glutathione catabolic process. NCBI's taxonomy places the organism in Eukaryota, Metazoa, Arthropoda, Insecta, Hemiptera, Aphididae.